UCCUGAUCAUGACAUUCUCAGGUUCCUGUUGUUAUUUAAAGCUGAUACCAACUUGGGGUUCAUACUUGAUCUCUGCAGCUCGUUGGGUUUAGUUACUGGUAAUGGGAUCGAGUCUACCUUUUGUUCAGAAAACACGCGAACUCCAAUACAAAGUUAUCUUAUGGAAAAUUCUUUAAAAAGUCGAUCAGGCUAGUGACGAACGAAGAGGCCAGACACGCAUAUAAACCCGGUGUGAAUUAAUAGAACGUUAACCGUUGAUAUAUAGUUUUUGAGACGACCCCUCUUCGGAAAUCCUGAUACAUGUGAACGCACAAAACGAAUACGGAUAUGGAUUUAGCAUGCAUAGAGGUGACAAUGGCUUUGGUUGUACAACACAAGGUGCUGAUUUCGUCAGUUGUCGGAUCAGUCAUUGGCUUUGCGCUGCUGCGACGUCACUUGGCCGGUGGUGUGUGCGUCUCUAAGAAACGUCUGGAUGGAAAGACUGUCAUCAUCACUGGCUGUAAUACUGGUAUUGGUCUUGAAACGGCAAAGGAAUUGUCUGCUAGAGGCGCCCGUGUGGUCAUGGCAUGUCGUGAUGUGAAAAAGGCUACUGAGGCAGCUGAAACCGUAAAAACAUUCUCAGGAAACACCGAUGUUAGCAUACAGCGCUUGGACCUUGCCUCGCUGGAAUCUGUGAGGAAAUUCGCAGAGAGAAUGAAUGAGAAAGAGGAAAGAAUUGAUAUUCUUAUCAACAAUGCUGGUGUAAUGAUGUGUCCUAAGUGGAAGUCUGAGGAUGGGUACGAGAUGCAGUUUGCGGUGAAUCACCUUGGACAUUUUUUGUUAACAAAUCUAUUAUUAGACCGCAUGAAGAAGUCCGCUCCUGCCAGGAUCAUCAACGUCUCAUCAUCAGCUCACUACAGAGGGAAGAUCAACUUUGACGAUAUCAACAGUGAUAAGGACUAUUCCUCCAUGGCAGCUUAUGCUCAGAGUAAACUAGCCAACGUACUCUUCACGAAGGAACUCAGUAAACGUCUUCAAGGUACAGGUGUGACGACAAACGCACUCCAUCCAGGCGUGGUCAACACCGAAUUGCCAAGACACGUGCAAGCUAGGAUCACAAUUAUUUUUUUACUCGGUCCCAUUAUAAAACCUUUCUUGAAGACCCCAUUACAAGGCGCCCAGACGAAUCUUCACUGUGCUCUAGAUGAAAACUUGGACAAUGUUUCAGGCAAAUACUUCAGUGACUGUGCAGAGAAAGGACCGUCAAAGGCAGCAUUGGUCGAUGAGGACGCAAAACGACUGUGGCAGCUCUCAGAAGAAAUGGUGGCCAACGCAAGCAAAUAAGAUGAUCAACCACCCACCUUAUAUAUUGACAUAUUAUACACUGCCACAAUGACAUAUACUGUGCAAUCAGGUACUUUUUGUGGGGCCUAAAUUUCGUGGUUUUCGGGACAUAACACCAUUUUUUUGGGUACAUGAAUUUGUGGAUUACGAUUACCCACUCAAAUAGAGAAUUGCUUUAUAUAUAUCAAACCUGUGAUUACUUUAUGGACCUAUGAAUUUUGGAUGAAGAUAUAUGUAACCCACAAAUCAAAAAUAAUCAAAAGACCCACAAAAAUUAAUGAUUUCACAGUUUCAAAGGAAAAUAGGUUGUGGGAACUUUUCACAAUUUCAAAUCAGUAACACAUUUCAUAUAUGUAAAUCACUAUUUCUUCAAUGUUUCUGUACCUUCGAGCUGGAUAUUGACAUUUUGUGUAACUCAUUCACCCCUGAAAGUUCAUAAUGAACUAUUCCAACCUUUAAAUUGGAAGAGCUCAAAUGUAUCUUGACAGGGGUGAAUGUGUUAAU
This is a messenger RNA of Mizuhopecten yessoensis (Yesso scallop), 1827 nucleotides long. RefSeq names its product retinol dehydrogenase 12-like. The transcript has 7 exons. The record is from RefSeq and is a predicted model, not a curated record. The coding region runs from base 328 to 1323 and encodes 331 amino acids. Lineage: Eukaryota; Metazoa; Mollusca; Bivalvia; Pectinida; Pectinidae.